Messenger RNA from Aphis gossypii (cotton aphid), 1388 nucleotides. RefSeq names its product spermidine synthase-like. The record is from RefSeq and is a predicted model, not a curated record. The coding region runs from base 381 to 1265 and encodes 294 amino acids. Gene Ontology annotation, molecular function: spermidine synthase activity. The transcript is spliced from 5 exons. Gene Ontology annotation, biological process: spermidine biosynthetic process. Lineage: Eukaryota; Metazoa; Arthropoda; Insecta; Hemiptera; Aphididae. Gene Ontology annotation, cellular component: cytosol.
AUAGACAUUUUAAGUGAUACACUAUUUAACACAACUUGUUUCAAGUAAGUGGAAACCCAUAUAAUAUUUAUAUUAAGAGGAUGUCAUACUUGCAUUAGUUGUCUCUAUCUUACAGACAUACGAAUUAACUAAUUUUUAUUGAUCAGUUUCAAUAGCAUGCUGUUAGUUUUGAUCUAACGGUGAAUUCUGGCAUUAUGCGAAAUUGUAUACACAAAAAGAUAGAUCGCGCGCAAUCGUACUUUACCGAUUUUGAAAAGACGACAAUAUUACCAUUUACUAUACUGCAGUCUACUGUCUAGCUUCACAUCGUCAAGACGUUCAUUGCUUGCUAGCUAAUAAACCCUCAGUCGUCAUCGUCGUCGUUGUUGACGGUACUUAUUAUGGACAAAUUGAAGACUGGGUGGUUCAGCGAACUCACGGACCUGUUACCAGGAAGAAGUUUUUCUAUGGAAGUGGAACAGGUCCUGCACAAGGAACAAUCCGAAUAUCAGGAAAUAUUAAUUUUGAAAACCAAAUCGCACGGCGUCGUACUGGUACUUGAUGGAAUGAUUCAGUGUACGGAAUUUGAUGAGUAUUCUUAUCAAGAAAUGAUUACCUUUUUGCCACUCUUACUUCACCCGGCACCACGGAGGGUGCUUAUCGUGGGUGGAGGUGAUGGAGGAGUCGCUAGGGAAGUAGCCAAAUUCGCAGCGGUCGAAUUAAUUGACCUAGUGGAAAUCGAUGAACGCGUAAUAGAAUUGUCUAAACAAUAUUUACCGUUCAUGGCUAAAGGAUUUGACAGCUCCAAAGUUAAUGUGCAUGUAGCUGAUGGUUUUAAAUUCAUGGAAGAACACAUUCAAUACUACGACGUUAUUAUAACCGAUUCUUCUGAUCCCAUCGGUCCGGCUGUUUCUCUAUUCCAGAGGUCUUACUUUGAACUAAUGAAACGCGCGCUACGAUCCGGCGGCAUCGUGUGUUCACAAGCCGACACUUUCUGGGGACAUUUGAAAAACGUGACGUCGAUGUACAACCAUUGUAAAAAAGUAUUCGGUAAAGCGGCAUACGCCACGUCUUACGUGUCCACUUAUCCGGCGGGUCAGAUCGGUUUUGUACUCGGCAGUCUUGACAAAAAUACAGAUUUUUCAAAUCCGCUGCACAUGAUGAAUAACCAACAGCGAAAGGAUUUGAAGCUUCGUUACUACACUUCUGACAUUCAUAAAAUGGCAUUUGUACUGCCUGGGUUUGUCAAAGACGCUUUGGACGAUACCGCCGAAAAUGAUUUGUAAUAAAUAUGGUGUACCUAUCGUCUUUUGUUUAUCCGUAUCACAUAUUGUAUAUUAUAUUCAUUUUCGGUACAUGAUACGAUAAUACGAUGUACCAUAUACCUAUUAUAACUCAAAAUUACAUAC